CGUGCCCCCCCCCCCGCCGGGGAAGCGCGGUGCCGCGCGCAGGGGCCCCGGCGCAGGCGGGUUGCUGCCCCCGCCUUCUCCUGCUGAGCCUCCGGUGCCGCCGCCCGCCCCGUCCGGGGCACCUGGUCACCCCCUGCCCUUGCCCGCCCAGGAAGGGCCCAGCGGUGCGGCCGCCCUCCUGCCCCUGCUCCUGCUGCGACGGCGGCUCCGGGCAGUGUCACUGGGCAGUGCCCGCUGGGGCGGUGCGCCCUGCUGCAGCCCCGUCGGUGAAUGUAAGCAUCAAGAGAGGAGCCAGCUUGACAGCCCUGGAGACUGACAUCCUUGUCUGCUAGAACAGGUUUCCUUGGUCCUGCUCCUUGUGCUGCUGCAAUGAGUGGGAAGUCCUUGCUUUUAAAGGUCAUUCUCCUGGGGGAUGGUGGCGUUGGAAAAAGUUCCCUCAUGAACCGCUACGUCACUAACAAGUUUGACUCUCAGGCUUUCCACACUAUCGGUGUAGAGUUUCUAAACCGUGACCUGGAGGUGGAUGGACGUUUUGUGACCCUCCAGAUCUGGGACACUGCGGGACAGGAGAGGUUCAAGAGCCUGCGAACCCCUUUUUACAGAGGGGCAGACUGCUGCCUGCUGACCUUUAGUGUUGACGACCGCCAGAGCUUCGAGAACCUAGGCAACUGGCAGAAGGAAUUUGUCUACUAUGCAGAUGUGAAGGACCCUGAUCGCUUCCCAUUCGUGGUCCUGGGCAACAAGAUUGACAAACUUGAUAGACAGGUGACCACUGAAGAGGCCCAAGCCUGGUGCAUGGAAAAUGGGAACUACCCUUACCUAGAAACCAGUGCCAAGGAUGACACCAAUGUGGCAGUGGCUUUUGAAGAAGCUGUGCGACAAGUACUGGCAGUGGAAGAGCAGCUGGAGCACUGCAUGUUGGGGCACGCAAUAGACCUGCACAGCAGCUCCAAAUCAGGAUCUUCAUGUUGUUAAUAGUGUCAGUCACUUAGAUAACACACCCUAGAACUGAUCCUUAAAUGGAACAAGUGCAAAUGGCUCUCAGGCAUACCAGGGAAUGCAGAGAGAAGAGUGGGUUGGGUUACUGACUAGAAACAGCAGUCUUUCUGUUGAACCAUGUGGAGUCCUAGGUGUAAAUGAAAGAUAUAUUAUGAGUGACCCAAGUGCAUUUGGAUGUAGCUCUGCUUCCUCCCCUUAUUCUUUCCAGUUGAUCUCAAGGACUGGGUUAACCUAACAGGCUUAUGAAUUAAGAUCGAUGCUAAGAAAUGUCCAUAAAAUGUUGUGUGCAGAGCCCUAGACGUUCCUUAAAGUAUUUCAUUAGUGAACUGAAAAAUACUCAUCCCACUAAACUCACACCUUACUACCAAAGGGAAGUUUAUUCAGUAUCCUGUAGAACAUCAAAACCAAACUGAAAGAUUUUAGCCUUGGAAAACCAUGAGAAUAUCCAUACAGUAACAAUAAAUAUGUAUAGGCCCGUUUCUUAGGACUAUCACAUUGUUUCCUGAUCUGUCCUAAUCUUCUGAAGCCUUUUGGAAGAACUUGUGUGCAAUGCUGAACCUGGGUCCUCCUGGAAGGUAGCAUGGCUCAAAAUGUUUGGAGAGAUACGAGGGUGAGAAGGGUUGCUGCCUACCUUGGUCAGUUCUAAUUUGCCAACUCUAACUUUGCUGCAUAUGGAUGUUACUUCCACAGAGUGACUGGCUUCUUGGUUACAGUUGUGCUGUUGGCUUUUCCUGUGGCGUAGCACCAGAUGCUGCUGCUCACAUCUUGGAUGACUCCCGACUGGACAUCGUCUUCAUUCAUGGACACUGACUUAGCCAUAUUAGUGUGAAGGACAAUAGACCCUCAAUGUGAACAUGGGUCUUGGUACCAUAUAAUUACCAAUAUAUAUCAUGGCUGUAGCAAAAUUGGUGAUAGAUGAACAGAGCAACUUUUCGAUGUGUAGCAGGUUGAUGAACAGACUCGUGGAUAUCCCUUAAAAACACCUUUUUGCAAGUAUGCUGGUGAAGCAGUCCUGGUCCUGAGCACAGGUCUAGGAUCCUCCAUGCUUUGUGAGCCAAAAGGCCAGUGAGCCAAAGGCCACUUGAUCUGAGAUCCCUUGAGUUGGAUGCUGCAGCUUAGAAUAAUUUCUCCAUUAUUAAAUUGCUUUCUCAAGAAUCCUGGAACAAAAGGGAUAGUGAGUGGGAGGUAACCACUGGUGAUGAGCCUCUAGUGAAUUGUCUACAAAACUUUUAAUGGUAGAGCUCUUCAGCUAAUAGGCUCUGUGUUAAUGUGGUACCUUGCUCAAGACCAUUGGGCAGGUUAGAUAAAUUUCCAAGUGGCUGAACAGUUAAAGGAAAAAAAUAGAAACACCAUUAGAAAUGAACCAUGGACCUGCUAACCCAGGGCACUGGCCUACUUAUGGUGGCCAGUCUCAAGGUAUCUGUUGGGAGCCACUGAUUCCGUGUUUGCUGGCUGCUUUGUUGUUUUUUUCCCUCUGUAACCUUGUAAUAUGUAACUUCACUCUCUCCCACAUUUGUCCAUGAUCGUGUAAUGAUGACUGUCUGUGAGCAUAUUGGCGUCUGCCUGUGGGAGCACUCUCCUGUGCAUAUCUCAGCUCGUUGCUGAGUGCAAACCAUGAAUCCCGUUGCUCCCAUGUUCGUCUUUAGCCAUAGAUGCAGUAAGUGUAAGUUACGUGGCUCAAAUGCAGCUAACUUUCUGUUCUUGCUGAGAGGUUUCCACCUUAGCAUUGGCCAGUGGGAGCUAGUGGCAAUCAUCUAAAGGCUCCUGCACUGCAGGAGAAAUGUCUUUUGCUGAAACUCAGGGUGCACCUGCCCCCACUCAGAAGGGCAAUAGUGCAUAUAAGUGACCACAACUGUAGAUGCAAAGGUCCUAUUUAGGAGGCCUGACUUCAAAGAGGUGCUAAAUACCCAUCACUCCCAUCCAGGUGAAUGGGCUUGUGAUGGGAAGUGCAUGUCUCUGGGAAAUCAGACCUAGGGUAUUCACAGGAUGCCCUUGCCUCUCCCUAGUUAUACUUUGCUUCCUCUUUUUUUUUGUACCUGUAUUUGGUAAUUCCAGUGAAGAGCCUCUUAACCUGAUCCUGUUGUGUCCAGUGGUCCUUGUUAAAGGCUCAGAAUAUAAAAAUAUUUGUGUUAAUCCAGUUUUUAAGAUAAUGUUAAGUGUGGAUGGUGCAAACAAUGUUAGGUUGCUGUUUAUAAACUGUGCUGUUGGAACCUAUCUCAUCCAGGUAGGGCAGUUGUUAAGUGGAAGCCCUAUCCUUUAGGCGAAUGGUUUUCAACCUGUGGUCCGCAGACCCCUGGGGGUCUGCAGACUAUGUCUAAGGAGUCUUUGAAACGUGACUCCAAUCAAUCAAAAGUAUGUGACUACCCUCACUUACAAUUCAAAGGGAUCCGCACCUCUAUUCAAAAUUUCCAAUGGCGUCUGCCAAUGAAAAAAGGUUGAAAACCAAUGCUUUAGUCCACACUACUUUUCUAGCCUACUUAUCGCAUGAUCUAUGUGAGCUUUGAUGCUGCCUGCAAAAAAGGACAGGUACUGUGAACCAGCUGUGAUGUAUGAGGGAGAUGCACAACAGGGUAUCUCCCAGUACCUUGAGUGCAUAUUGAUGCUAAUGGCUGAAUCCUGAAAGCCUUUAGCAUACAUAAACUGUGCAUAUAGGUUUACUAGCUGUUUGUAUAUCCUGGAAUGUGUUCUAUGCUAUCCUCUUUAUUUUUAACAAGCAUUAGGUUGAUUCUCUUUUCUUUUCUUUUCUUUUCUUUUCUUUUCUUUUCUUUUCUUUUCUUUUCUUUUCUUUUUAAACAAAACAUAUUUUAGGUGUGUAUUUUUAAACUCCAUUUUUUAAAAAUAGUGCAGUAUUUUUAUGUAUUGAAUUUGUUUAAUUUAUUUCAAACCAGUGCGCGUAUAGUUUCUGGAGAAGCCUGACUCCUCAGCUCUUCAUUGCAAAGUUCAAUUGCCAGCUGGCAUCCCAUCCUUGUAACCCCCAAGCUGCUGCAAUUGCCACUACUGCUAACAAACUGGAAUUGUGCAACCAAUAUUUUCCAUUUUAUUUAAGCAAAUAAAACCUGGCUGUGUCAAAUCAAAAA
Molecule: messenger RNA, 4076 nt
Organism: Alligator mississippiensis (American alligator)
Lineage: Eukaryota; Metazoa; Chordata; Crocodylia; Alligatoridae
Gene: RAB9B
Product: RAB9B, member RAS oncogene family
Exons: 3
Coding region: 370-975 (201 amino acids)
Biological process (GO): Rab protein signal transduction; retrograde transport, endosome to Golgi
Cellular component (GO): late endosome; phagocytic vesicle; lysosome
Molecular function (GO): GTPase activity; GTP binding
Source: RefSeq, a predicted model, not a curated record